Macaca mulatta (Rhesus monkey) is the source of this 3858-nucleotide messenger RNA. It is a transcript of the gene FCRL6, whose product is annotated as Fc receptor like 6. The record is from RefSeq and is a predicted model, not a curated record. Gene Ontology annotation, biological process: positive regulation of phagocytosis; cell surface receptor signaling pathway; positive regulation of tumor necrosis factor production. NCBI's taxonomy places the organism in Eukaryota, Metazoa, Chordata, Mammalia, Primates, Cercopithecidae. Gene Ontology annotation, cellular component: external side of plasma membrane. Gene Ontology annotation, molecular function: IgG receptor activity; IgG binding.
UGGUGAUGGAUGGAUGGAUGGAUAGAUAGACAGAGAAUAAUAGUACGAAUAAAGAUUCCCUCCUUAGGGCAAGUGUUGUUCAUAUGGCCACAAGAGGUCGCUGCAGACCUGACACAAAAGAAGGUUUUUUUCCACUGGCGCUGCCAUGCUCUCUCCAGUAGCUUUCCAGAAGGAAGGGGUAAGGAUGGAGAGAGGAAAUGAGGGUGGUGACCAGAUGCCCCAUAGCAUUUUCUGCCCUCUGUAGGACAGGCCCAGAGCUUCAUGCCCAGUCUGGCUCCAUCUUCACCCGACUCCUGGUCAUUUCCACUCCUGUCUUAAGUUCUAGGCUUUUGAUGUUUCUCCAAUGUGUUCUGUCUUUCAGACCUAACUCAGAAAUGGUCUCAGGUUUCUCCAUAGGCCUGUGGUUCCAGCUAUGGAUGAGACUCCAAUCGCAGCAGACUUUCUGGCUGAGUGCCUUUGCACAAAGUACUUAUCUUUCUGGGCUUCACUCAAAAUACUAAGGUUGAGAGGAAGGCUCUAGUAGUUAAGGCUUCCUGGCCCACACUUCUUACAAUAGCUCACCUUCACCGAGCACUUCCUACUCGCGGGCAUUGGUCUAAGUCUGCAGUAUCCAAGGAGGCAGACACUUGUCACAUGGAGCUGUUUAAAUUUUUUAAAAUUUCAACUAAAGUAAAAACAAUUAAAACUUCAGUUUCUCCAUCUCAUGAGUCUAUUUCAAAAGCUUAAUAGCUCUACGUGGCCACCAAACUGGACAGCCCAGAAAACAUUUCAUCAUCACUGAAAGUUCUAUUAGAUCUUGCUGUCCGAGUGCGUCUCAUGUUUUUAAUCUUGUUUAACCUUCAUAACAACCCUAUGAAGCAGGUAUAAUUAUUUAUCCACUUUAAAGAUAAGGACCCUGAGGAACAGACUGGUUAAAAACUUACCCAGGGUCUCUCACCAGAUUCGUAUCCAGAAUGAGGAUUCAAGCACAGAUAUUGGGCUCCAGGGCCUACCAUGCAGAGCUGUCCCCUACCCCAAGCUCUCCUGCUCUCCCCUCUCGCCUCUGGGAGCUGCAAUGACUUAUCCUAUUCCCCAACGGCCAUUGUCCCUGACUAAUGCCGCCCUGACAACUGACUCUGAGCGAUGAGAGCACCUGGGCCUGGAGCCUCUUCUGGCUCCUCUUCUGGAUCCUCAUCCACACUCUAUUUUCCUCCCACCUCCUUUUAGCCCCUGAAUUCCCUUAGAGUAUUAGUGUUAGUAUCAUGGGUUUUAAUAUCUCCGCUAACCCAUCCCAUUAUCAGUUCAAGGUCAGCCUGAGUCCUGAAAGAUUCCUAACCUGGGCAGCAGCCCUGUUGCUGCUCCCCGAGGGUCACCUUCAUCCCCAGGGGAAUGACAUGCAGCCAGCUCAGCUCAGAGAGCUGGUUUCACCAAUACCUCUGAAGGCGCAACAGCAUCUUGCUCUGCAAGGGAAGUGUGAAAGGUCGGAUGCCGCUAGAACCCAGUGAAAGCAGAAGUUGCCAGGGCAGAGGCGUCAACCAUUCUGUGUGCAAACCACCGUAGGUGUUUGCAAGCUAGACCACUUGCGGUUAUCCCCUCUCUCUCUUGCCCCAGCUGCUGCCCUGCAGGGCCUCCACACAACCACAGGACCUGCAGCUGAACGAAGCUGGAGACAACUCAGGAGAUCUGUUGGAAAGAGAACGAUAGAGGAAAAUGUAUGAAUGUUGCCAUCUUUAGGACAGGCCCCAUGCUGCUCUGGAUGGCUGUGCUGCUCUUUGUUCCCUGUGUUGGGAAAACUGCCUGGCUGUACCUCCAAGCCUGGCCAAACCCUGUGUUUGAAGGAGAUGCCCUGACUCUGCAAUGUCAGGGGUGGAAGAAUACACCACUGUCUCAGGUGAAGUUCUACAGAGAUGGAAAAUUCCUUCAUUUCUCUAAGGAGAACCAGACUCUGUCCAUGGGGGCAGCAACAGUGCAGAGCCGUGGCCAGUACAGCUGCACUGGGCAGGUGUGGUAUAUUCCACAGACAUUCACACUAACUUCAGAGACUACCAUGGUUCAAGUCCAAGAGCUGUUCCCACCUCCUGUGCUGAGUGCUGCCCCCUCUCCUGAGCCCCGAGAGGGUAGCCUGGUGACCCUGAGAUGUCAGACAAAGCUGCAUCCCCUGAGGUCAGCCUUGAGGCUCCUUUUCUCCUUCUACAAGGACAGCCACACCUUGCAGGACAGGGGCCCUCACCCAGAACUCUGCAUCCCAGGAGUCAAGGAGGGAGACUCUGGGCUUUACUGGUGUGAGGUGGCCACCGAGGGUGGCCAGGUCCAGAAGCAGAGCCCCCAGCUGGAGGUCAGAGUGCAGGCUCCUGUGUCCCGUCCUGUGCUCACUCUGCACCACGGACCCACUGACCCUGCUGUGGGGGACAUGGUGCAGCUCCUCUGUGAGGCCCAGAGGGGCUCCCCUCCAGUCCUGUACUUGUUCUACCUUGAUGAGAAGAUUGUGGGGAACCACUCAGCUCCCUGUGGUGGAAACGCCUCCCUCCUCUUCCCAGUGAAGUCAGAGCAGGAUGCUGGGAACUACUCCUGCGAGGCUGAGAACGGUGUCUCCAGAGAGAGGAGUGAGCCCAAGAAGCUCUCCCUGAAGGGUUCUCAAGUCUUGUCCACUCCCACCAGCAGCAACUGGCUGGUUCCUUGGCUGCCUGCGAGCCUGCUUGGCAUGAUGGUCAUUGCUGCUGCACUUCUGGUUUAUUUGAGACCCUGGAGAAAAGCUGGGCCCCUUCCAUCCCAGCUACCUCCCCCAGCUCCAGGUGGAGAGCAGUGCCCACUAUAUGCCAAUGUGCAUCACCAGAAAGAGAAAGAUGAAGGUGUUGUCUACUCUGUGGUGCAUAGAACCUCAAAGAGGAGUGAAGCCAGGCCUGCUGAGUUUGCCGCGGAGAGAAAGGACAGUUCUAUCAUCUAUGCAGAGGUGAGAUGCCUGCAGCCCAGUGAGGUUUCAUCCAAGGAGGUGAAUAUAAGAAACACCCUCCAAGAAUCCCUUGGCGACUGUGAGGAAGUUCUCUGCUAGUGACGGUGUUCUCCUAUCAACACACGCCCACCCCCAGUCGCCAGUGCUCCUCAGGGGGACAGCAGGCUCCUCGACUCUUUCUGGGGCUCCUUCAAUUCCCAAACCCAGCAUCACAGAGCCCCUGAGCCCUUGUCCUGGUCAGGAGCACCUGAACCCUGGGUUCUCCUCUUAGCAGAAGACCAACCAAUGGAAUGGGAGGGGAGAUACCCCCACCAACACACACACUUAGGGUCAGUCAGUGACACUGGACACAGAAGCCACAGAAAUUUUAUUUCCAUACAAGCAUGUUACUUCCCCCCGAUAUAUAUAUAUCUCAACCUUCAGGAAGUAUCCAGAAGGAGGCCUUGUUAUCAUAGGAGAUGACAGCUCCAUGUGUGUUGUUGUCCCCGAAGACCUUCCAGUGAGACAAGAUGAUGUGGUGGAAGACAGUAAUAUUGAUGAUCCGGACCCUAUGUAGACCUAGGUUAAUGUGUGUGUUUAUUUAUGUCUUCGUUUUUAACAAAAAAAGUUUAAAAAUUUAAAAAAAAAAUUUAAAUAGAAAAAAAUAUAUAUAUAUAUAUAUGAAAUAGUUAUAUGCCACAUAACAGCAUUUCAGUCAGUGAUAGACUGCAUACACAACAGCGGUCCCAGAAGAUUAUAAUGGAGUUGAAAACUUCCUACUGCCUAGUGAUAUCAUAGCUGCCUUAACAUCAUAAUACAAUGCAUUUCUCACACGUUUGUGGUGAUGCUGGUACAAUAAGCUACAGCGCUGCUAGUUAUAUAGAAAUAUAGCACAUACAAUUAUGUACAGUACACUAUACUUGAUAAUGAUAACAAACAACUAUGUUACU